Desarmillaria tabescens is the source of this 708-nucleotide messenger RNA. RefSeq lists its product as uncharacterized. Lineage: Eukaryota; Fungi; Basidiomycota; Agaricomycetes; Agaricales; Physalacriaceae. The coding region runs from base 1 to 708 and encodes 235 amino acids. The record is from RefSeq and is a predicted model, not a curated record. The transcript has a single exon.
AUGAUGCAAGCCUACUUUAUACUGUGUCUCGUCACCGUCCAAGCGUUCGCCAGCCCCUUUGUGGCGCGGCAGAAUUCGAACACAUCGGAUUCGAAUGAUAUCUCGGUUAUCGGCUUCACGACAACCCAGGUGCACCCAACUAGCACGACGACAGUGCUAAGCACCAAGACGGAGUACACUGUCGUUACUCCCCUCUCGUCGGGGGCCAUAGUCACGGUUGAACCCUACACGACCAUCGUUUCCGGGUCUAUAACACAGACCAAGUCGGCGACACUGACACUCUACCCCAUCACCGUGCCCAGUGCCAGUGCCAGCAUCGCGGCCUCCUCGUCGUCAAAGAGAAAUGGGGCCAUCGCUGGGGGCGUUGUUGGAGCUGUGGUAGUUGCUGCUAUCGCUGCCAUCGUGUUCAUGCGCUUCCGCAACAAGCGAUCGCCUCGACACUGGAGGAAUAGGAGACAAUGGCUGAACCUGGAUGGUGGUGGUGGUGAUGUAAAGAGACCUCCCAGUCCGAUCAUCGCCACCGUUCCUUCGCCAACGACUGCGGCUCCGAUUUUGGUUAGGGAGAAACACCGUUCCUUGCCCUCUGAUCCGUUCUCUGCUGGCCCGUCCCACGGCGGCUCCUCGGAUUCUGUGGGAGCAGCGAAGAGGCAGAGCGCGACGUACAUUGAGAUGGAAGCCAAGCCUGGGUCAGUGUCGCUGUCGAGUUAG